Sphenostylis stenocarpa is the source of this 579-nucleotide messenger RNA. Lineage: Eukaryota; Viridiplantae; Streptophyta; Magnoliopsida; Fabales; Fabaceae. The record is from the annotation of a GenBank genome assembly.
AUGGGUAGAGUGGAAAACGGAUUGGAGGGGGACCUCCCCAACACAAAAGAGAGAGUGAUCAAAGAAACAAAAGAGAGGGAUGGUUGGGACUGCCACAAUUUUCUGAGAAAAAGUGAAGCAGAAAUCUCUGAAGCUACUCAAAUGGUUCAAAGGCAUCAUUUUCUGCAUCCACAGCUGUCAUGGAAUGAAGAGGGCUACGUUGGAAACAAAACCAAAACUGAAAAGAAAGUGCUCAUGCUUAUGAGGACAAGUUUCAGAAACUCAAACAAGACCCAAUUCCAAACACCCUUUUCCCUUCUGAAUCCAAAGCAUCCACCUUUACAUCCUCCUGCAAAAGGGGUCGUAAAAGAAUUAGAGAAAGAAGAGGAAGAAAUGUUGCAGUUGUUCUUCACAGUGGCUUUCUCUACUGUUCCUCUGACCCUUUAUGUCCCACCGAUCAGAAGCUUCAAUCUGUUUGUGGAAACAAUGGAAUAUGUUGUCAGAGAAUCAAGAAGUUACAGGAGCAGGGUUUACCCUCGCCUAAGAGGUGCUUGGUCUAGGAUGUUGAAUUUCAUGCUCUGCAACAACAACACAAGGUAG